AUGGCCAAAAAGGAUUUCGUGGCACCAAAAAAAGCUCAUUUGCAUGAUGCCUAUGUCACUUCGAAACUGUUGAAAGAGUGGCAUAAUAUAGAUUCUUAUAUUAGCAAGUUACUGGAAAAUAAUCUGGAGUUAUUGAAAAAUGAUUGUUUUAUAGUUUGUUGUCGGAGUUUGGUCACUAAAGAAAUUGAUAAACUAGCAUCACAUAAACAUCAACAUGAAGAAGAGCCACUAACACCGGAAAAUAAAGUAUACUCCGCAUCUUCUUCACCACCUUCAGAUGGGAUAUUACUUAGGAAAACAAAGAAAAUCAGUUACGCCAAAUCAGAUUUAGAGAAUGUAAAGAAAUCAUCAAGUUCAGAUUUAGAGGAUGUAGAAGAAUUUAAGAAAUUUAUCAAGAAUAAAAAUAUAAAAUCACAAAAAUAUGUCUGCAAUAACUUUAUUUCUUAUGAAAGCACGCUAUGUCCAACAGUUUAUUCAGCUACGAGCACUUUAAUAGCGACACCUAAUAUAAUUCAUUCAGCUACAAGCACUUUAAUUGUGAUACUUAAUAAACCCAUUAUUACAAAAGCAAUAUACAAUGAAUAUUCUGCACACAUAAUAUGUGCUUUUAAUACAAUGAUACAUCUUGUCAAAGAAACCAUUGAAAAACUGGUAUAUGAAAAAGUCAAAAAUAUGCUCCAGGUGGGAAACAAAUUGGUCAUGAAUGAUUUGAUAGUUAAAAAGCUCGAAAACAUAUUUCAAGCAAGUUAUUCUAAAAUCGAAUCUAAAGUAAUUUUGGAGACGAAUAUUGAAAAUAAUCAAACAAUGAAAGAGAAUAGAUUUAUAUUCUUUAUUCAAUAUGCGUUACUGGACUUUGUUUUUAUGUUUAAAUAUUUGAUGCCAAAAGUUUUAGACCCAUUUCGCAAUGCUUUUCCUGAUAUCAAAUAUAUGUGGUUAGAAAAAGAUAUAAGAUCUAUAAAGGAAGCAAACCUCAUGUUUACAAAAAAUUUUGGAUCGAAAAAAAAACAUACAGUUGGUGAUGUAAAAAAACUAUUAAUUAUGGCUAUAUGUAGUUUAUAUCGACUUCUUGGCAAUAACCUUAAUUGCAAUAUUGAGGAUGCCAAAAAUGUUAAAACUUAUAGCAUUCAGGUUAUUGGAGACCGACUUACACUGCUUGCUAUUUCUUUAAUAAGCAAAAGAAAAUAUUUGGCAGUUGAAUUGGUCUCUUUUAUUUGGAAUGGGUUUUUAGAACAAGAAAAAUUACAAAAGAAAAUUCGUUCCUUUAUUCCAAUUGACAAUUGCUCUGAAAAUUUAAGAAAGUGGUUACAUUUACCAGAUGAUGACAUUUCACUUGUAACUGAAGAAGAUAUAGAUGAAAUUUUUAUCUAUUGA
Dentiscutata erythropus is the source of this 1371-nucleotide messenger RNA. The record is from the annotation of a GenBank genome assembly. NCBI's taxonomy places the organism in Eukaryota, Fungi, Glomeromycota, Glomeromycetes, Diversisporales, Gigasporaceae.